ACCAGCACAAUCUGAGUGAAAGAGAGAGAGAGAGAGAAAGAGAGAGCAUAAGAGACAGAUAAAGAUAGAAACCGACAAAAAAAAGAAAGAAAGAUGGAGGAUGAGGAAUCCUGUUUAAUAGCCUGGAGUAAAAAACGUACAGAACAAAGGAGAAGUGCAGAAGCUGCAACUCGGGACAGCAUCACUACAAUGGCCUCUGCAGGAAUCUGCUCACCAGACCCUUUAGUAGUGUCUUCAUUGUUGGCGCCCGGGAGAACAGCAUCUGACCAGACUCCGCUGCCCGAGGCCUUGGAUACACAGGACACUAUGAAACAGUUUUUGUCAGAUCGGAUCUUGAAGGCGGCGCGGGUGGUGUUCAGUGCACUGAUGGAAAGAAAUCCAGGCCUGAUCAGAGACAGGAAGCACCACCUCAAAACCUACAGACAGUGCUGCAGUGGGAAGGAACUGGUGGAUUGGCUGAUUAAACUGAAUGACUGUUUCCAGUCACGGAGUCAGGCAGCCGGCAUGUGGCAGGUUUUAGUGGACGAAGGCAUUCUUGUUCACAUGAAACAAGAACUGAACUUCCAUGACAAAGACACACAGUUUUACCGCUUCAUGGAAACAGAGUUUGACCUAAAUCCCUCGACCAAUGAGAAGGACUCAAAAGAAGAUGAGCUUCAGGAGGGUCUGGCGCUGUUAGUACAGAUGGGUCCUGAUGCUCUUCUGAACAUGAUACUCCGCAAAUGUCCAAGCCAGAGAUCAUCUGAGGAUGUGGAGGUCAUCUAUGAGGAGCUGCUGCACGUCAAGGCUGUGGGCCACCUAUCCACCUCCGUACGGAAGGAGCUGGCUGCAGUGCUGGUGUUCGAGUCGCAUGCCAAGGCGGGAACAGUGUUGUUCAGCCAGGGGGACAAAGGCACGUCCUGGUACAUCAUCUGGAAGGGCUCUGUUAAUGUCAUCACACACGGCAAGGGCUUGGUGACCACCUUGCAUGAAGGAGAUGAUUUUGGCCAGCUUGCUUUGGUGAACGAUGCUCCUCGUGCUGCCACAAUCAUCCUGAGAGAGGACAACUGUCACUUCCUCCGAGUGGACAAGCAAGACUUCAUUAGAAUACUGAAGGAUGUGGAGGCUAAUACAGUGCGUUUGGAGGAGCAUGGGAAGGUGGUGCUGGUACUGGAGAAAAGCUCAGGGCAGGAGUCGCCCCAUCAGGGCGGAUCAGGAAGCGGCAGCAAAUACACAGUGAUGUCAGGAACACCAGAGAAAAUUCUGGAACAUCUCCUGGAGACCAUCAAGCUGGAUACUAAUGGCAGUGAGCCAAUAGAUCCCUGUGUUAGUGACUUCCUUCUCACACAGCAAGUCUUCAUGCCGUCUGCGCAGCUCUGCCCUGCACUGCAGCACCAUUACCACGCUGAGCCCUCAGAAGGCUCGGAGCUGGAAAAGGCUGCCUACGCUCUCAAUACCAAGCAGAAGAUUGUGAAACUGGUGGGCCAGUGGGUGGCGCUCUAUGGGCCACUGCUUAAGGAGGACCCUGUGGCCUGUCAGUUCCUGGAGAAACUGAGGGAGGAGGUGAUGGCUGAUUUGAGACUCUCCAGCAUGCUCAAAGAACAGCUGAGAGACAGGAGGAAAAACAGAGUGCUGGAGAAUGGAUGCCAAACACUGACGAAGAUUAUUGUCCAUGUCUUGCAGCUGAAUCAGAAAUUCGACUGGUUCGCUGCUUACGAGGAGCCCCUUGGGAAGUGUGAACCAAUCAGAGCUCAGGAUAAAGUGUUAUAUGAGAUUUUCAAACCAGACCACAACACUGUGACGCUGAUGCUGCCUGUAAACUCCUCAGUGAAGGACAUUUUAUCUGCUGUGGCGGAGCCUGGAGAUCACGUACUGGUCAAAAUGAACUCCACAGGAGACAGGGUUCAGCUGAAGCUGGAAGCGACAGCCGUCUCCACGUCUCUGGGGCUGAACGAGCGACUCUUCCUCUGCACCGCCUCUCAAGUGGAGCAACUGGAACCUCUGAAGGAACAGCUCGGUCCAGAGCAGAGCACCAUAGACACACUGGAACAGAUGUGCUCCAAGGAUAUCGCCAGCCAGCUGACCAACUAUGACUGGGAACUCUUCACAGCCAUGCAUGAAGUGGAGCUGGUCUACUACGUUUUUGGCCGGAACAAGUUUGCGGGCGUCACCACGGCUAACCUGGAGCGUUUCGUGCGGCGCUUUAAUGAGGUGCAGUACUGGGUGGUGACUGAGCUGUGCUUGUGUGAAGACCUGAUGAAAAGAGCUCUGAUGCUCAAGAAGCUCAUCAAGAUCGCUACUGUGUUAAAGGAGCAGAAAAACCUCAACUCGUUCUUCGCUGUGAUGUUCGGUCUGAGUAACAGCGCAGUGCAUAGACUCUAUAAGACGUGGGAUAGAAUACCAAGCAAAACCAAGAGGAUCUACUGUGCUUAUGAAAGAUUACUGGAUCCGUCCCGCAAUCACAGAGCUUACAGACUAGCCGUGGCAAAACUCAACCCGCCGUAUAUCCCCUUCAUGCCUCUACUGCUGAAAGACAUGACAUUUAUCCAUGAAGGAAACAAGAAUUACACUGAUAGUUUGGUUAACUUUGAGAAAAUGCGUAUGAUCGCCAAGACAGUGAAGAUAGUUCGAGGAUGUAGGAGCCAACCCUACGUGCCCUCAUCUCCACAAAAAGGCCUAACAGAGCGGAUGUUCCUGGAGGCUCCUGCUAUACGAAUAUCCACAUAUUCUGACCCGUCCCUGACCUUACGCAGCGUCGCCAACAUUCGCCACUACAUCCAGAACCUCAAAGUCAUCGACAACCAGAAGAAACUGACCCAGCUCUCCAGAGCCAUCGAGCACUGAAGGAUCAGGCUCAGUCCUGCCUGUCCUUUACCAGUUCAGCUCUGCUCCAUAUUGGAGGCGGACCCUGACCCAGUGUUAUUACUCCUGACAAAUCCAUGAUGACCCUACUGAUGUAAGGUUGAUGACUGGAAGAUACUGACCAUAUUAUUGCUCACUGUAGAGGUGAGGGAAACUGAUCAUGAAUUAAGCUCUAAAGAUUAUUAAUGCUGACCUACCAGUGUCCAGGUUUUCUUUUUUAGACAGCUAUACUUGUUAGCGGUGUAACGAUGCUCUCUGCUCACGAUUAAAUUCACGAUAUUUGGAACAAAUUGACAAUAAAACAUAUUUCUUAAUUGUAAAAAAAAACAAUGCAAAAUGCACUUUGUAAUAAUGUUCCCUAAAUAAGUAAAAAAAAUACUAUUUAUUAUUUUAAUCAUUUGUUUUUUUUAAGCAAUCUAGAGGGAAAACAUAAUUGUAUAAGCUAAACAGUGAUGGGCAAAAUGAUGUGUAUCCUUACUCGAAAUGGGACUAUAUAUCAAUAUUAUUACAUAGCAAUAUAUUGUAUUGAUACGUGGUGUCAGAUAUUAUAUUAUAUAUUUUUAUUGAAACAUAGAGGCUCUAAACUCUCCACAUUACUCCACAUGGUGGCGCUAUAAUUAAACAAAAAAGGUAAACCUGUGGUAAAGAAUAUUGGUAGUUAAAUUCUGUGAAACUGACACCAAUAAAUCAGUUAUAGAUCAAGUAUUUGCUUAUUUAGUAUUUUAUCCUCUUCAGUAACAAAGAUGUUGCGAAGUAUCGUAUAGAAUUGUAUUGUGAUAUUGAUAUUGAGUAUCAGAGAAUCACAGAAUAACACCAUAUUAUCAAAAUCGUGGGCAUCGUAUCGUGAUAAUAUCUUAUCGUGAGAUGCCCUGUGAUUCCCAAACCUAAACUCUACUGAAGUAUUUACAUUUUUUGGUGACUUUUGGAAUUGUAUUGACUUCAUUUUAAAUUCAAAUACUUCACUAUACUACCGCUACACUUACAGAGCUAAUUUUAUCUCUCCAGGUUUAGUUUUAAAGGAGAACUUUGGUGUAAAAUGUACUUUAGUUGUAGUAAAACAUGAUAAAAAGUACUUAACUUUGAUGAAUAGCACACCUCUGCUCUCCUACAGCACUCUGAGAUCCAGUAAUUUUGUGCUUUUUGCCUAGCACGCUGUACAAUGGCCUUAUUGGGGCAUAUUUUGCCCCUGCAGAUAAAUCGCUUUUUACACCGUUAUCCAGGUUCAAAGUAGCUUCACACCUCCUUGCUAGAAUCCAGAGAGCCCUGAUAUUAAAAAUCGGGACAUUAAUAACUUAAAAAAAAAAAAAAAGUGCACAAGAAGCUUAUUAAAAACACUGUAUAAAUCCUUUAAUGCGAGCUUUUAGCUCCGAGCGCCGCCAUUACUGUACUGAUAAUAACAUAGACAUAUAUAUAUAUAUAUAUAUAUAUACAUAGACUGACUCCGCAUAGCCUGCCUCCUGCCACAUAUAAUAAUCACAACUCAUGAUUAUUAUACAAUUUUUACGUAAUUUACACUCGGUUUGGUUUGUUACAAACCAAAGCAGAGAUGUAGUAAUGAUUCAGGAUGCUGUCACACAUUAAAAAAAACUUGCUUUGAGCUACUUUGAUUCUGGUAAAACAGUGUAAAAAGCACAAAAUUACUGGAUCUGGAUCUCAGAAAGAUGUAGGCGAGUGGAGGUGUGCUAUUCAACAAAGGUAAGUAUUUUUUUAUCAUGUUUUACUACAACAAAAGUCCAUUUUACAGCAGAGUUCUCUUUUAACCAGUGUUAAAGGCACGUUACUUUGAAAAAGUAAUUAGUUAUAGUUACUAUUUACUUCUCCAAAAAAGUAACUGAGUUACUAACUGAGUUACUUCACUAUAAAAGUAACUAGUUACCAGUAAAAGUAACUAUUGCGUUACUUUUGUGUUAGUCGCCAUCUCUCGCUAUGCGCUCUAAACACCCACCCACCUAUUUUUCUCUGAUUGGCUGAAGAUGUAAUCUUACUAUAACUUAGCCAAUCAUUGCUUAGGCAGUUAUCUCAUCCUCCCCUUCCCUGUGACUCACACACACAAUGCACACACACACACACACUUGCGCCUUUGUCUGUAUGUGCGAAAUUAAAAUAAAAAUGUUUAUUGAGUGGCUAAAGUAACAUGCAGUAACGGGGUGUUGGAAAUGGUAACAGCGUUAUAGUUACAGUCAAAGUAAUUAGUUAGAUUACUCGUUACUGAAACAACGCUGUCAUUCCCAUCACUGCCUUUAACUCUCAUAAACCAAGAAAAAUCAAGACAGUUCCUUCAGUCGCAGCUCGAAAACCAGCCAUCCAGUCCUCAUAAUCCAAAAGGAAUGAGUACGAUUUUUGAAUUUAAGCUCUGGAGGUUUAGAAACAACAGAUGCUCCAGUUGUGUCCCAAUUUUGUACCUGAAUUUGAGCUAGUAACUCCAUUACAGACUACUCAGAACUACAGUCAAACACACCCCUUUAGGAGGCAGCAGUGAAAAAUGAUGGAAAGCAAACUCUGGCUGCUGGUUGGCUUAAAAAAAUGAUUGAUAUUUAAAAAAAUAUAUAGAGUCUGAAAUGAUUGCUAUAUCCUUUAUAUAUAGCCCUUUGCUUACGCCCACUGGCUCUCCAGGCUGCACUGGCACGAUGCAUCGUUACACCCCUAGUUCUCGUAUGUAUGUAGCUGUUUUCUGUUAAUCAGACUGUUUGUACCAGUGGCAUUAUCUCUCUCUCUCUCAUAAAGAACCUGUAAAAUACUGACAGUUCACUUCAUCGCCAAUUUCCAAAAGAGGCCAAUAAAUAAACUUUUUGUACAGAUUUGUAACUCAUGCUGUAGAUAAGCCCAGAUGUUUUGUAGAUCACUAUAAACUUGUAUCAAAUGUAUUUCAUAUCAAAUUGUAUAAGUUUAUUUUUGCUAAAUAAAUUAUUGAGAUACUGUU
This is a messenger RNA of Astyanax mexicanus (Mexican tetra), 5761 nucleotides long. RefSeq names its product Rap guanine nucleotide exchange factor (GEF) 3 (gene rapgef3). The transcript has 28 exons. Lineage: Eukaryota; Metazoa; Chordata; Actinopteri; Characiformes; Acestrorhamphidae. Gene Ontology annotation, cellular component: plasma membrane. The record is from RefSeq and is a predicted model, not a curated record. The coding region runs from base 94 to 2823 and encodes 909 amino acids. Gene Ontology annotation, biological process: positive regulation of GTPase activity; Ras protein signal transduction. Gene Ontology annotation, molecular function: guanyl-nucleotide exchange factor activity.